UCAGCCUCCCCACAAGAACGGGUCGAGUUACAAAGCCUGGAGUCUUCCUCAUCUUCUCAAGCCACCGGCUGUGGGAAAUUGAAACAUGGAAGGGGAUCCCCGGACGCCCCAGAGAUGAUCAACAAAUCGCAUAACGACUACUUCGACUAAAUCACUCAUGGGCAUCUUCCUCAGAACUGCGAAGGCAGCAGCCUUCGGUGGUGCUGGUGGCCUAGGAGCCUUCUUUUUUCUAACUCGAAAGAGCACCUUCGUGCCAAUGGACCCAAAUACGUCUCCCAUCUUGCAUAUCAGACAUGCCCAGCUGUUGAAUCCAAACAAGAACGUCACAUCGCACGAUGAUUGCAUGAGAAAGGUUCCUUUGGAUCAGAUAAAACCAGAACUCUUGCGAAAGGAGGGGGACUUGGUGAAGGCAUUCUGUGCCGGGGUUUGGAGUGGUCCAGGAUAUACGCCCCAGAGACUGAUUCUCCAGCGCAUGUUAUACGACAAUGAAACGAAAGGCCAAUUGUGGUCCCCGAAAGAAUUUCAAGAGUCGUCGUACGAGGUCGGAACCCAAAUCACAGACCAUUUUGAAGUCCUCGAACACACUCCAACGAGUAUCAUUGUUCGAUGUGGAGAUACACCUCGCAAGCGAGAGCUACGUGAAAGAGAUGGCGUAUUUGAGUUAGCAGUGGAGAUGAAACCCGAGGAAGGCGUCGCGGAAUUCCAUAUGCGCACGGUGUUGUGGCAAGGGCAAGGCAAGGCAGAUACACCACCGAUGUCUGGGCCAUUACAGUGGUUGCACCAACAAUAUGCGAAGUUGUGGAUGGAAACCGCACUGCACAACGUGACGAAGUAAUCCUGCCAAUUGGUGUCAUUAUUGUAUGGUAUACCCUGCUCAGUGAAUCAUUCACUGAUUUUAUAUAAAAAUCUAUUCAAACAAUACGUUCGGAUAGUGGUCUAAACGCUACAUGGAAAUACGCAGUUCGCUCGUGGUCCAGCCGACCUGAUAGCACGAACUUAGGGCGCAUUCAUAACACUCCUCAACCUGCUCCCGAGAAUAUCUAUAUCUCUCAUCAACUUUACAUACUUUUCUCCCAUCCCGUCGAGUGGGGCGUCUAACACUGAGGUAUAGCUAGCUGCUGAGGAAGACGACGACUGGUGUAGUCGCUCAGACGUCGUUGUCGACUCAUUUGUUCGGGGAUUAUUCUUGAUCCGUUGGCCUGUAGCUGAUGUACUGCGAAGAAAUUUCUCCCUGCCAUUCUUCCCAAAGAAUGUCAUCGUUAGUGUUGGAGUUCCACUCCUUCCAUA
Marasmius oreades (fairy-ring Marasmius) is the source of this 1287-nucleotide messenger RNA. RefSeq lists its product as uncharacterized. The coding region runs from base 158 to 835 and encodes 225 amino acids. NCBI's taxonomy places the organism in Eukaryota, Fungi, Basidiomycota, Agaricomycetes, Agaricales, Marasmiaceae. The transcript is spliced from 2 exons. The record is from RefSeq and is a predicted model, not a curated record.